This is a messenger RNA of Leguminivora glycinivorella, 1403 nucleotides long. It is a transcript of the gene 6pgl, whose product is annotated as 6-phosphogluconolactonase. Lineage: Eukaryota; Metazoa; Arthropoda; Insecta; Lepidoptera; Tortricidae. Gene Ontology annotation, molecular function: 6-phosphogluconolactonase activity. The transcript has 4 exons. Gene Ontology annotation, biological process: carbohydrate metabolic process; pentose-phosphate shunt. The coding region runs from base 91 to 789 and encodes 232 amino acids. The record is from RefSeq and is a predicted model, not a curated record.
UUGAUAGUACCUACUUGAUAGGUAAAAAGUUACUGUUUAUUUGCUCUGUUCCGUUCCCUGUAUUUUUAGUUUCCUAGAAAGUAAUACAUCAUGACGAUCAUAAAAGUAGCAGAUGAGAGCGAGGUGAUCAGUAAGCUUACUAUGUAUGUAGAGAAAAUAUCGAACGACGCUAUUUACAAUCGAGGAAAGUUUUACAUUGGGUUAUCUGGUGGUUCGGUCCUUAAGUUCCUCUGUGAAGGGCUACCAAAGGUCAACACUGUGUGGUCCAAAUGGACCCUGGCGUUCUGUGACGAACGAGUAGUACCUGAAGACAAUGAGGACUCCACGUUCGGAGUUUACAAGAGGGAACUCAUACCUAAGACUGAAUUAAAAGAGGAACAAUUUAUUGUUUUGAAACAAGGUGUCUCAGCUGAAGAAGCAGCAAAAGACUACACAGAAAAGCUGAAAUCAGCCUUUAACAGUGAAGAAUUCAAAUUUGACUUGCUCCUCCUUGGCAUGGGGCCUGAUGGACACACUUGUUCCCUGUUCCCGGGACAUCCACUACUGGGAGAGACCAGCUUGAAAGUGGCACCCAUCAUAGACUCUCCAAAACCACCUCCGGCGAGAAUCACUUUGACAUACCCUGUGAUAAACUUGGCCAGGAAUUGUAUUUUUGCUAUUAGUGGGGCAGGGAAGGCAGACAUGGUGAAGCGCAUCCUGAAGGAUAAGGAAGACCUGCCUUCAGCUCGCGUGAAGCCGCAAGGCGCGUUGUACUGGAUUGUCGACAACGCUGCCGCCGCACACAUAUGAAUAUCGCUAACCAAUACUAGACUUGAUGACAUUGCAGUAAGAUUCAGAUUAGUAAUUUUCAAAACAUUUAAUGUCUGAAUGAAUGAUAGAUAUGUUAUAGUAAAAAUGAGCAGAAAUGCUCUCCUAAUGGUAAAAGUACACCUAACGAUAUCAUAGUAUCAUCCAAAAUCUCCCUUUUUCCAAUAUUCUUUUUAUUGCAAUGCCUCAAUGUCUUAGUAAUUUUAAAACAAUCGAAACCUUGUGAUGAGAUAAAUAAUGUGAUAUUUCAAAGAAUGAAAGUAUAAAAGAAAAGGCAGAUUUAUUUUAUGUACUGCCAAGUUUCAUAAGCAUAAAGCUAUUUAUUAGCAAUGCAGUCAGAAUUUCUGGAAUCUGCAGCUUUCUUUUUCGCAGUGCAUGUCUGUUUGCAAAAUAUUUUUCACCACACCAACUGGUAAAGGCUAUCUCUGCUAUUCGAAAAAGAUAGCAAAAUUGCAUUUUAUCCACAAGAGUGCAAAGUAUUUCAUACAAAUUUUAACUUGAUGUCAAAGCUGGCUGGGAGAAUUUACCUAUGAAUAUUGAAUAAAUUGAUGGAUUUGAUUUACCUGUACCUGAUCAUUAUACGCGAUUUAAUCCGU